CAGAGAAGAAGUGGAGGACCACAAAGUAAAAUGGGGAGCUAAAUUUGAAUUUGUUUGCAAGAUGAGUGCCAAUGCUUCCACAGGAGUGCUUGACCCAUGUAUGCUGAGGGUAUCUGUCAGAAAGGAACUGAAAGGUGGCAGAUCAUUUCAAAAGCUAGGCUUCACAGACCUGAACUUGGCAGAGUUUGCAGGUUCAGGCCAGACCCAGCGGAAGUGCUUGCUAGAAGGAUAUGAUACCAGAAGAAGGCAGGACAAUUCAAUGCUUUCAGUUACUAUUAGAAUGAAUAUGUUGUCCGGAGAUGUACUAUUUAAAGUCCCUUCACCAACAGCGAAACAUAAGCUGAUAAGUGGGGAGCCUACCGCAAAUGAAGAGACUGUAGAGAGAAGAGAAGACUUUUCUGGGGGUUCGAUUGCCAGUGCAAGUUCUGGUUUUAGCAGCCUCACAAAAAAGAGGCCACCUUUAUUCACAUCAGAGCUGGUAAGCGGAGAAAAUGAAGAACCUGCUGCUGAGUCCUGUAGUGGUCCUCACGACGAAGGUCUUGAGCUUGGACAUUCCCGUAAUUCUUCCAACACAAGUCAACUAAGUAAAGGAUCGGGUUAUGGUUCAUUGAACUCCCAGCAUUCCCGGCAGAGUAGUAGUGGAGAUUCUGGGCAUAUAAGGUUAACCGCUUUAAGUUCUACACUCGAAUCGAAAUGGAUUUUUAUGUGGUUACCAACUGUAAAUUUUGAAUGCCACAAACACUUGAAAAUCAGUAAAAUGCUGCAUUUAAGGGGGCUGAGGAAGGUAUCCGAAAGCUGCAAACUGUCUCUAGUCACAGGAGAUGAAACUUGCGAAGGGAUCGAUGAAGUUUCAUCCUCCACUGUUGCGAGGGUUGUUCAUGUAAAUAAUGGUGUACCUGUAGAAACAGGUUCAUUAGAUCGAGGCAAAGCUGCUCUGGAAAGGAGAAAGAAAGCUGCUGAAGAAGGCCCAGUCGUCGGUCGUGUCGAAAUCACGCGAGUCAAUCCUAAUUCUCUUAUCGAUCAGAUCAUCAAAGCAACUAACCUCGGUCCAGCAGAUGAUACUACUCAAAGUUCUGGGUUGCAGCUGUUCAUUGCUAAAGAUGGGACUACUGCCCUUGGGACUCAAGAAGUUAAGAGCCAUAUGCCUACAGGAGUAUUCAAACAAGUAGUUAUAGAGGAAAAUAGGUAACAAAAGCUACUUGGAAACAAGUGUGCCAAACCAACUUUAUACUUUCCCGCUAUCAUGUUUUAUUUCCUUUACAAGUUCGGAAAGCCAAUCCAUUUAUUCAAUACACGACUGACAACCAAUUAUAAGUGUAACUUUCUUUAUUAUUAUUAUUUUUUUUAAUAUGUAGUUCUCUUUUUAUGAAAAGUGAGGUUGUAAUUGUAAAAUAUUUGAGUAUGGCUUCUUCCUUUUAGAAUAAAUGGAACUUUUAAUUAUUUCAUGACCAAGAAAAGAAUUCUUUAAGUUUU
Messenger RNA from Nezara viridula (southern green stink bug), 1473 nucleotides. The record is from the annotation of a GenBank genome assembly. Lineage: Eukaryota; Metazoa; Arthropoda; Insecta; Hemiptera; Pentatomidae.